AUCUUUGCUCUUUGAAUUACAGAAUUGGAAGUUCAUCGAAUAUUUAAGUCACACUGCUUUAAUAUCGUAGACCACAGGCAGGAUACUGACUUCAUAUUGAAAAUGACAACAAAAGAAAAACUAGUGUUGCACGGUCACUGUGUUCAACACAAGAAGAAACUGCACGCGCAAUCUCCAUUAUAUCACGAAAUCGCUUGUCAUCGUCCCAUUGAUUUCCGACUCAUCGGCUUGGGAUAUAUUAAAUUUGAUCGAUUGACAUCUCGUCAGUUAUAUUUAGAACAAAUAUUAACAGCAAGUGAAACAACAUUCGAAGAAACGGGACUGUCGUUGGGAAUAAUAGGACUACGCCGGUGCCGUUUUGACACUAUUUUGAUGGAGAUCAAAGGGGUUGCUUCAACCGCAUCUUCUUCUGUUAGCGCAAGGUCAUUUUCCCGAAGCAGCAGUAUGCGUAAAAGCACUUUUAGUACAAGUGGUCACAAUAAAUUGUAUGAUGACAUUGUGUUGCCUGACAAAACAUCGGAGAAAGAAUGGUUACCAGAGAUAUUUCCCACAAAAUCUCCACUCCCUCGGUCAUGUAAUCAUACUCAAAAAUAUAAAUGGCUAGCCCGGCAUGCUCAGCAUAUGAAGAAGCGUACCUGCUCAGCAAAGAAAACUUUAUAGCAGGACUUAUCAUCAUCA
Diatraea saccharalis (sugarcane borer) is the source of this 678-nucleotide messenger RNA. The record is from the annotation of a GenBank genome assembly. Lineage: Eukaryota; Metazoa; Arthropoda; Insecta; Lepidoptera; Crambidae.